CGCAUGGAGCCAGAGCAGAGGACUCAAGCCGAGCGCGUCUAGCCGUCCCCCAGUCAAUGGCGCUGCUUGGCGCGGCCACGCUCCCGAAAGAAGCUGCAGAAGGUGACGCGACGGCGACAGACGGCGCCACCAUUGGUCCGCCGUUUCUCAAUCUCUUCUUCCGCUCCGCCGGCUCGCCUAAUCCUACAUUCCUACCCCGUUUGCCGCGGCCUGCAUGCCAGCGCGUCGCCGGGAGGGAAGCUAACCUCACCAUUCUUCCAGCCGGGCGGCGAGCGCCGCCGCCGCCAUGUACCCGUGCCUCAGCAUCGAGGGCUACGACGACAGCAGCAGCGGUGGCAGCAGCCCGGUCUCCUACCGCUCCGGCCCCUCGGAGAGCGACGGCUCCAGCAGCAGCAACGCCGACGAGUUCUGCCCCGACCCGUACCCGAGCGGGUCCGAUUCGCCUUCCUCCUCCUCCUUCGUCCGCGACGGGGUGGACCGCACAAGCUUCCUUACGGCGGCGUCCGCCUGCGUGCUCGACGACAUCGACAGUCACCGGCAGCGCAUGCUCGCCCUCCUCCCGGCCUUCUCCUCUCCAGCCGGGGCCGGCGCACGCGCUCAACCCUUGUCUCGCUGGCUCUCCGGGUUCGGCGUCGGCUGGGUUCUGGACAUGGACGCGUCCGGCUUAACCGGCGCCGCCGCCGAGAGACUCCCGCGCCGGGAAGUCGGGAGAAGGGUCAGGGCGUGGGCGCAGGCGCUGGGCACCAUGGAGCGCGUCUUCCGCCUCCGGCACCGGGAGCUCACGGUCAAGCAGGUGGAGGCUCUGGGGGAGCUCGCGGCGGCGAGCCCCGGCGCGAUGCUCAGGCUGGCCCGGGCCGUCGCCGCGCUCGAGAGCUCCCCGUCGAAGCUGCUCGCGGCGCUCGACGUGUACGCCCCGGUCUCGGAGGCGUUCCCCGUCCUUGGGAGGAUGUUCUCCUGGGGCCCCUCCCACCCCGUCUCGGCUGCCGCCGGGGGCACCCUCGCCGCGCUGGUGGACGCGACGCGGAGCUGCGGCCGCGACCUCAGGGCGUUCGUUCGCUCGCACUACCCGUGGCGGAUGCCGCAGGGCGGCGAGGUGCACCCGUGCGUGGGGUUCUGGAUGGGCUACUUCCGCUGCCUGCUGCGCAACCGCAUCUCGCUCUGCUUCGUUCUCGGCGGCAGCGGCGACGGCGAUGGCGAAGAUGCGCCGCCGGGCGCCGAGGGCGGCUUCGGCCUGGUGACGGAGCUGAUCUCGUGCCUGGAGGCCGUGCUCGAGGAGAAGUCGGCGGCGCUCGCGUUCCCGGGUCUGCGGCAGGUGUUCAUGCUCAACAACACGUUCGCCAUCGUGCGCCGCGCCGUGCGCUCCGACCUCAAGCUGUUCCUGCCGCCGGGAUGGGUCCGCGCCCGCGACGAGCGCAUGGAAGGGUUCAUCAAGGGCUACAUGGACGUAUCAUGGGCGCCCGUCGUGGCGCGCUUGGACGACGCAGGCGGCACGAAGGCGUCCGCCGUCCUCCGCCGCCGGACGGCCAACCGGCUGAGCGUGUUCUACUCGGCGCUGGAGAACGCCUACAGCGCUCAGAGGUGCUGGAAGGUGCCCAACCCCGUGCUCCGAGGUGUACUCCGGAAAACCGUCUCGGGGAACGUCGUGCCGGCGUAUCGCCGGUACCUGGAGGACCACCCGGAGGUUGACGUUGCUGUCGGGCGCUCCGCGGAGGAGCUGGAGCAGCAGCUGUCGGACUUGUUUGAAGGCUAGAAGACGGCGUUGAGUAGAAGUACAGGAUCAGCAGAAAGUUCAUACAUUUACAAGGAAACAGAGUUACAGAACUUAGUUCGGUAGCUUUGCUGUAUCAGAAAUUCAGAAUUCACAACACAGAGAUCAAAGACCGGAUUGCGCAGGAUUGCCUGAGUUGAAUUCUGAAACUUUCAGUUCCAACUUUCAUAUGUUUAGUUUGACGGGCGACAGAAGGGCCAAUGCCCUCGUGCACUUCCAUAUGAAUGAAAUCUCUAUCUCUAAGUGACGAAACCUGCGGACGAUUCUUGAGCGGGCAUUGGGCCACGUCGCUCCCAAAUUCUUAACCGUCAGAUCUUAUAUCUAUGGUUAAAACUGAAACCCUCGGCCAUCUUCUGGAUGCUUCGUCCACACAACGACUUUUUCUUGCCUCGCGGCCGCCGGCACGACCGUUCUUCUCCCUCGCCGCAAUUGAGAGCAUCCAAGGGCAGGGCCUUCUUCCGUCAGCGUCGGCGUCACCUCGCGGCCACCAGACACCAGCACGUACGCUCCCUCCAUCGGAAGGGGAGAUGGCGGCGGCCGAGUGCUGAGGCUGCAUGUCGACUUCAGUCAGCCCUCGAGAUGGUGUGGCGGCCGCAUGUUACGCCGGCGACCAGCAGAAGAUGAGAUUGCAAAAAAUAGCUGCCUACUGCUCAAGAUCGAAAAAAAAAAACAAAUCAAAUCCAUUCUCUUCGCAUCUCCAAUUUCUACUCCACGAAGAUGGCUGGUGGUGCUGUGAUUACUUGGCAUCGAGGAGCUAGCUCAUGUUAACGCAGGCGAACGCACGCGGCGGUCGCUACAGACGUAGCAGCCUACGAGUAUAUGCUACCCGGCAGCCGGCAGCCGUGGGCCUGCGUGCCCAUUGAGGAAUCACACCGAUGUACAUUCAGAUUCAGUUCCAGAAUGUGCAGAUGCGUGCAGGUGCUUCCUUCAGUAGAGAAGCAGCUUGUUUGAUUCGCUGGAUUCGAGAUUAAAGCAUAUUGUUUUGCGCGACAGGUCAGUAAGCAAAUGCUGACUGAUCCCUUUGAUUGAGCUGUGCAAAUCCGCACACACUUGAUUGCUACA
Molecule: messenger RNA, 2830 nt
Organism: Panicum virgatum (switchgrass)
Lineage: Eukaryota; Viridiplantae; Streptophyta; Magnoliopsida; Poales; Poaceae
Product: exocyst complex component EXO70A1-like
Exons: 1
Coding region: 287-1750 (487 amino acids)
Biological process (GO): exocytosis
Cellular component (GO): exocyst
Molecular function (GO): phosphatidylinositol-4,5-bisphosphate binding
Source: RefSeq, a predicted model, not a curated record